Messenger RNA from Plectropomus leopardus (leopard coralgrouper), 3338 nucleotides. RefSeq names its product cell adhesion molecule 4 (gene cadm4). Gene Ontology annotation, molecular function: vascular endothelial growth factor receptor 2 binding. Lineage: Eukaryota; Metazoa; Chordata; Actinopteri; Perciformes; Serranidae. The record is from RefSeq and is a predicted model, not a curated record. Gene Ontology annotation, biological process: negative regulation of peptidyl-tyrosine phosphorylation; homophilic cell-cell adhesion; regulation of Rac protein signal transduction. Gene Ontology annotation, cellular component: cell-cell contact zone.
CACGUGUCUGCAGCAUUGCAGUCAAGAACAAAUCAGAGUGUGUGUGCGCGUGUGUUUAUGUGUGGACUAGUGUGUCUCUAGCAGUGCAGGCAGGGUCACAGAGGCGCCAUUGAUCAAACGUGCACAUCCACACAUCCACACACACACACACACACAGCUUCUCAAUACACAAUGAGGCCUGUCCGGUGCUAUGUCCUCUGCCGUCUCCUCCCUGCCCACUUCUCCCUGGCCCUACGCAGCCUCGUCCUGGUCCUGCUCUGCAUCACUCCCCGUUGUCAGGCAGUGCAGGCGGAGAAUGUGACAGUCUUGGAGGGAGGUACAGCCCAGAUCUCCUGCCGCCUGCAGAACUACGAUGGAUCAAUCGUGGUUAUCCAGAAUCCCCGCCGGCAGACCCUCUUCUUCAACGGCACGCGAGCCCUGAAGGACGACCGUUUCCAGAUGGUGCUCUUCACGCCACGGCUGGUGCGCAUCACGUUGACCAACGUCAGCGUGUCGGACGAGGGCGGCUACUUCUGCCAGCUCUACACUGACGCCACGCACCACCAGGUGGCAACUCUCUCCGUCUUAGUGCUCCCGGAGACGCCCACGGUGGAGGUGAAGCAGGAGGCAGUAGAGGGCGGCGAAGUGGAGCUCACCUGUAUGUCGCCGCGUAGCAAGCCAGCUGCCGCCCUGCGCUGGAUGCGUAAUGGCCGGGAGAUACCAGGUGUGGUAUCCCAGCAGGACAACGGGAAGACGUUCAGCGUGUCCAGCACCAUCCGGAUUCCGGUAGAAAGGAAAGACAACGGGGCAGCGCUGAGCUGCGAGGCGUUCCACCCAGCACUCGGCGGGCAGAAGAGGAUUCGACACUACCGCCUAGAUGUGUAUUUUGCACCAACAGUGAGAAUUGUUCCCCCCACUGGUAUUUUGCGAGAGGGCGACUCGCUCAGCCUCACCUGCUCCGUCUCUGGGAACCCUCUGCCCAGGAACAUUCAGUGGUCCAAGAUUAACGACACCUUACCUGAGAGGGCAGAAAUUUCCGGCCCCACCUUUCAGAUUUCCCGUCUCAGCCAAUCACACAAUGGGACGUACUUGUGCCAGGCCCAGAACAACUACGGACGUGCUGCCGAUCAUUACACCCUAUUGGUGUAUGAUAAUGUGUCAGUCACUCCCACGGUCCCUCCCACUCCCACCACCACCCAACCAAUCACCUCCCAUCCCACCACCCCAACACUCCUAACACCCAGCUACGCUCCGGAUGCAGAAGAUCCCGGUGCAGUUGUAGAGACUCACAGUGCAGUACCGUAUGCAGUGAUAGGUGGCGUUCUGGCACUGCUGGUUUUCACCGUCAUCUGUGUCCUCAUCGUCACCAUCUGGUGCUCUGUUCGACAGAAAGGUUCCUAUCUUACCCAUGAGGCCAGUGGGUUGGAUGAACAUGGCGAGGUGCAGGAGGCUUUCCUCAAUGGGAACGACGCCAGCCAGGGCAAGAAGGAAUACCUACUGUAGCCCCUUUCCUCCCCUAUCCCCUUCUCUUCUGACCUCAUCCCCUCCCUAUCCCUUCCUCUCCCUUUGUCCCACCUUAUAUACACUAUACACACACACACACACACACACACACACACACACACACACACUUCUACACAAAGCGCCAUAACAGGCAGCCUUCUGAAAACGACUGUAUACAGAUACUGCACACAGCCAAUCCAUCCCGCUCCAUUCCACUCCAUAUCCUCCACACACACACAAGGAGACAGACGGAGAAAAAGAGAGCCUAUAGACCCACCAGCCAUUAACGACUGUGCCAUAUACUGUAAGUCGGAAAAACUGGAGAGAGCAGGGGAGGGGGGAAGAGGUGAAUGUAGACAAUAACGGAAUGAUGCCAUAAUUAUUUUGAUUGAGAGGGAAGUGGGGAGCACAAAGAAAACAGGCACCCUGCCCGUGCAACCGCCAAAGUGGAAGGGGAAUUAGAGGCAGAUGACUGCUAUAAUUCCACGCCUGGAGAAAACCGUCUAUUUCACAAAGCUCGAUAUUUAACUGACGAAGACAGUGGGAGUAGCGCGUGAGGAAGAAGGGAGGGACGGCGUGAGGGGGGCGUUAAGGAGCGUAGGCAGAGGGGUGAGUUGACCAGGAGCUAUAUUGAGCGCUAUAAGAAAAUUGAAUUUUUUUUUAAAUUGCCAAAGCAUUUAAUUCUACAGCUCAUAUAUAAUUCCCUAACAACACUGGAGUGUUUCAGCCCAGAGUCCAGGGAAGUAUACAGACUUUAAGAUAUCUGUCCUGUUUUGCUAUCCUUGUUGGGUGGCCUGCCAAUAAUUUGUGAAAAGAAACCAUCUUUUUUUUUUCUCCUCUUGCUGCAACAGUGAGAGAAAGGUGGUUCUCUUUUCUGUUAAUUAACUCUCCAUCUCCUCCUUCCUCUCCAUUCACCUGUUACCAUCCUCUCCCCUCUCCCUUCUAUCUCUCUUUCUCGCUGUCUGUCCCCCCUCUAUCGCUCCUCCUUUGUUGGCUCCUAAUAAUGAAAGGAUUAGUGUUGGGCUGCGUUCCCGACAAAGAAGAAAGGAAUAUGACUUGCUAAGGCAUUAAAGAAAAGCUUAAUUAUUUUAGAAUGUCAUUAAGAGGAUAAAAAGGUUUAAAAGUCUUAAUAAGAAGGGCAAGGGGAGUGACUGAAUGAGAAAAUAAUAAAUGGCUUUUUUUUUCUGAAUGCUACCACACAUAUGCAGAUACAUGCACACAUCCAUACGUACAGUAAACAUGUUGACAGAACAAGUAUACAUAUCUCUGAAUUCCUUAUUUGUAUAAAAAAAGAACAGCAACAUAAAUUAAAUGAAACUUUUAAGAAAAAAAAACAGUUUACUAUUGAAACGCAUUAUGAAGCAACUAUACUAACAGAAUAUUAGCCUAUAGAGGUGCAAAGCCGAACAAAACACUGUCCAGUGAUCUUUAAAGAAAAAUAAAUAAAAGAAUAAAAAAAAUCAUUUGUCUUUAUGAGAAACCAGAGGUCUUAUUGAUUUUUUUAUUAAUUAUAAUUAUUAUUUGGAUAAUUAUGAUUGUUGUUAAUGUUAUUAUUAUUGCCGUUGUUAUUAUUAUAAUUGUAAAUGUUAAAGAAAUGUACACUUCCCAUGGUUUGUUUUUGGUUCUACUGUAGAGAAAUUGCUGUCUUUUUUCACUCUUACCUUUCCUCUCUUUCGCAGCCUUUUUCUCUCUCUUGCUCUCGCUCUCUCUUCGUCUCCUGUGCCUAGUCGUCUCUUCUCCUGUCUUUCACUCCUGUUUAUUUUAGAGUCCAUGUGUCAUUGUUGAUAUAUAGCUAACUAUUUCUUUAUAGGGGAAAGAUACAAAGCACGACAAAAUAAAAAAGAAUUCAAAAAUAA